Messenger RNA from Ambispora leptoticha, 1041 nucleotides. The record is from the annotation of a GenBank genome assembly. Lineage: Eukaryota; Fungi; Glomeromycota; Glomeromycetes; Archaeosporales; Ambisporaceae.
AUGACAGACGCACCCCAACAAAUUAAAAAAUCCCCAAUAAUUUCUCUUUUAACAACAAUAGCAACAAUUAAUGAAACAGCAGCAUUAUCAUCAUCAAAUGAGAAAAGUUGUGCAUACGAAAAGAAUUUCACUGAUAUUGCAAAUUUUUUGAUAAACAACACGAGAUUUCAUAUUAAACAAGAAAUAUACGCAAUUAUCGAAAUUGAAUUUUAUCUCAAUGAUAACAAUAAGAACAAUCAUUCGGAUCCAUUUGCACAUAGUCAUAAUGACCAACUAAAACUUGGUAAUUUCUAUUUUCAUCGCGCUGGCUCAACUGGAUAUCGAGGUGGCACCAGAAAAGGUCUAGAUAUUACAUUUGGAUCCGCAGUGGAACAUAUUUAUGGAGGAAUUUUAUUGAGAACAAUUCGAAAUUUGGAGACUAAUGAAAUUAUCGAAGGCCCAAGUUUAAUUGUUGAUAAAAUCAUGGAAUCAUGUGGAAAAGAUUGUCAAAGAUUAUCAAGUGUUCGGGAGUUGGUGGAGGAUGUUUGGAAUGGAAAAAUCGGUGCAUUUAGGAACAUGCAUAAUUCAAACAGUUUGGUAUAUAUAGAUGAGAAACUUGAAGAGGCUUACGCUGAUGAAGAGGAUGAAAGACCUAAAAAACGUCCGAAAGUCGAAAAAUUUAUAGAUUCAAAUGAAAUAUACACAUCACCUCGAGUUGGACUUACUCUCUCUAACAUCUCACCAAGUAAAACAUCUCGUCUUAAAUUUGUCCUCAAACCUUACCGAUACUUUACUUUACCACACCUCUUGAAAAAAGGAAAAAUACAAACAAUUAUAGGAUUAUAUGAUCAUUUUAAGGAUACACAAAAGGUAGCUAAAACAAUUGGAGGUGUGAUGGCUGAAUCUCUCAUCAGGAAAUAUUUAACGGAAAUUGAUAUUGGAUAUAAUACUGGGGCGAUCGACAAAUUUAUGGGAAAAAAGGGAAAGGGCGUGAAUUCUAAUGAAUAUUGUCGUAUGGUUGGUGUCGUUAGAAAAUGGAAAGAAGAAAAUGAUGUAUUUUAA